Spodoptera frugiperda (fall armyworm) is the source of this 1731-nucleotide messenger RNA. RefSeq names its product transmembrane protease serine 9-like. Gene Ontology annotation, molecular function: serine-type endopeptidase activity. The transcript has 8 exons. Lineage: Eukaryota; Metazoa; Arthropoda; Insecta; Lepidoptera; Noctuidae. The record is from RefSeq and is a predicted model, not a curated record. Gene Ontology annotation, biological process: proteolysis.
UAUUCAAUAUCCAUAAAAUGUUGUAGGCGAUAAUUUCAGAACAACGGGUGCACUCUAUGUGAUGCGUGUCCUCUCACUCCUCACUGUACUGGCGAUAGGUUUAGACGGGACUGUCACCGCUGAAGAUACCAAAGAUGUUCCUAUCGAAGUACUCAACCUCACUGUGUACGAUAUACCCAACAAAUUAAUCGAGUUGUUCAAUGGCGACCAAAACAAGAGCAGAAUCAAAGAUUUGAAAGAAAAACUAAAUCACAUCAACCAUUAUGUGAUCGACCACAAUCUGAUCGGAGAAGUCCUAAAUAAUGUCACGUCAGAGACCAACUUGAAUGAAACUAACUUCUACCAGGCACUCAUGGAUGCGGACCACUUCUCAUACUUGACAGCAAACGAAUCCAAGAAUGUAAUCUUGAAGCUGAAGGAAAAGAUGACACGGGACGACAUACUGAAGAUCGUCGCAGAAAAAGCUUCGCGGGAGAAGCUGAUGAAGUCGGCCAGGAGAAUGAUGGAAGAUCCCAUUCCUCAGCACAACGAUGAAGAGAUGAUGAACGAUGUAGUGGACAAACUCAUCGCAGAAACUCCGUUUGACAACCAUAAGACGAAAGAAAACAAAAGUGUUUAUUGGGAUCCUCAAAAGGAGUUGGAAGCGAAGCAGAGCUACCUGCAGAACAAGCGCAGCGGGCGGCGCAUCUACCGCGGCGAGCGGACCAACAUCAGGAACUUCCCGUUCAUGGCGUCCGUGCACCUCAUGGGCAGGUUCUGGUGCGGAGCCGUGAUAUACUGGCAAGACCUGUGCAUUACCUCCGCGUCCUGUCUACAGUUAUUACACAACAAUCGCUUCUUCCGCGAGAACCCUCGAAUACUGCAAGUGAGGAUAGGCAGUAACCACAGCAGGAUUGGAGGAGAGAUGGUGGAUGUCCUUGAGGUGUACUUCCACCCCGGCUACAACCCGCGGACGUUGAAGUCCAACCUGGCGGUGAUCCGGCUGCGGCGGCACAUUCGCUUCACGAAGCACGCGGUCACCAAGUACAUCGCCAUCGACAACCACAUCCACGCGCCGCCCCCCACCGCCGCAGUGUUGCUGCUGGGCUGGGGAGUCACCAAGAUAUCGCAGAAGUUGUCGUACGAGCCGAUAUUCUUGCAGAAGAAAGUGUUGCCGGUGUAUCCAAAUGCUUUCUGCAAAGAGGUCUAUGGGGAUAAGUUCAUACCAGAGAAUAUGUUUGCCAAGUCAUUAUCGAGCACCAUAUGCUGAUAUAUUCUAUUAAUGAUGUUCCAGCACGAUGCUGGUGGGCCGGCGAUCCUGGACGGGCGACUGGUGGGCGUCAUAUCGUUCGGCCCCACUGUCUGCGGGUUCGCUGACGCCCCCACUGUCUUCACCACCGUCGGCGCCUUCACCGACUGGAUAGAAACCAUCAAUGAGACUAUGCAUGAAUACUACACCGGCCCGGCCCGCACCACGACCACGACCAAGUCUCCCCUCAACCAGUUCCUCGCGACGUACAGGCUCGCCCAGGGGCGGCCGCAGACUUCAUACGUGCCUGCGAUCACGUCUGCUCCGGAGUCAGGGGAGGUGACGGACGCACCACCAGCUAUCGACCUACUCCGGCAGCGCCACAACACUGCCAGGGAGCAGACUGUACCAGUCACUCACCACGCACUCCGAGAGAGGGACGACUCUGAUGGAGGCUGGAGUAUUGAUUUGACCCUUUAAAUACAUAAUUCUGUUUUUAUUUA